Messenger RNA from Lathyrus sativus (Indian pea), 660 nucleotides. NCBI's taxonomy places the organism in Eukaryota, Viridiplantae, Streptophyta, Magnoliopsida, Fabales, Fabaceae. The record is from the annotation of a GenBank genome assembly.
AUGACCAAUGAGUGCGAGUCCCAUGAAGACCAAAACCGCAUUCGCUACCUAUUUUACGGAAUCCUCACCUUGAUUAUCCUUACACUCCUCACAAUCUUCCUAACCUGGAUCAUACUCCGACCAACCAAUCCACGUUUCACCCUCCAAGACAUAAGGGUCAUCGCCUUCAACCUUACCACCACCGGAGAACCACCGUCCCUAACCAUCCCAACACUAAACACCGUAACCCUCACAAUUCAAGCCACUCUUUCAUCCUUAAAUCCAAACUCAAAAAUCGGCAUUUACUAUAUUAAACUUGACGCCUACGCUUCCUAUAGAGGACAACAAAUCUCUCUUCCAAUUGGACUUCCAGAAACUUAUCAAAGUCACGGUGACAUCUCCAUUUGGUCGCCGAUGUUAUACGGAUUGGCUGUUCCAGUUUCGCCUUACUUGUCGGAGAUUCUGCGGCAGGAUCUAACUUCAGGUGGAGUUUUAGUGGACGUUAAAGUUAACGGGAGAGUUAGGUGGAAGGUUGGGACUUGGGUUUCUGGAGGGUACCAUAUUGAUGUGAACUGUCCCGCGUUUAUUCGGGUUAACGGCAAUAAAGGUGGUGACAGGUUCGAAGGUUCUAAUCUGGCGGUUAAGUUUCAGUUAUCACAAAGUUGUGUUGUUGAUGUUUAA